GAUGAUGACGAGUGCUUAAAGACCCCACCCGUCUGUGACGACAACGCAAUCUGCAACAACACUCUUGGCUCCUAUCGUUGUUCUUGCAAAGCGGGGUUUAGAGGUGACGGCAAAACAUGUCAAGGUGAAUUUUUUAAAUUGUCCAACAACUCAACAGUGCAAGAUAAGCGAGCGUUAUAACUUUUCGAAAGUUUCUAAACUGCCCGCUACCGGUGAUCAGUGGCUUCAAAACGCAUUUCCCUCAGUCUGGUACGUAUACAUCAAGCCGAAAAAACAGGAGUUUUUUUUAGCCAACAACUCACUCCAUCGCAAGGGUGCCCUUAACCUAUAUACAUGUAUAUCAUGGACAGGUUUCAGACAAAUACUUAGUUACACCACACAAUACGCAAAAAAGGAGAAGAAGAAAACUGAAGAACAAAGCUAAAGUAGGGACCUUCACGACGAUAUUCGCGGUGGGUUACCCAUCCAUUUCCUAACUCUGCCCGACGGGGCUUAAUUUGAGGGGUGCUACUGAAAAAAAAAAACAACAACAAAACAAAACAAACACAAACAAACAAACAAGAGAGAGAGAGAGAUUCGUGAGGGUUAUAACGCGAUGCGCGUUUUUUGUUAUACGCUAAUUUAUUCUCACGCACUUUUAUACAAUGUAGCUUAAUGCAAACACUUACUUUGGUUCAAAUUUCAGUUUUUAUCGAUCGCCUUCGCGUCGUGUUGUUUCACAUGCAUAGUUUUUCACGAUGAAUAUCAAAUACCAACAACAGAAAUAAACUGCAACUGAUUCAAAGUAAUUGAAAUGCCAUGCUUUACUCGCAGCACUUCACUUUCCAGUAGAAACUGCUAGGAGUAGCGGUGCUACUAAGCGUAGUCCUGAACAAACACAAGCCAAGUACAACAUGGUCAUAUGUUAAUUUAUGUUUACGUUCACUUGCUGCCCUUAGAAAAGGAGAUUUUUCUUUCUCUAUCUCUCUCUCUUUUUUUUUUUGGUUUCCUUUCAGAUAUAAACGAGUGUACCACCAAUGCCCGUAACUGUGAUGCCAAUGCUUUCUGCAAUAACACUGAGGGAUCGUAUAACUGCACAUGUAGCCCUGGAUACACUGGAAAUGGAACAUUGUGCGCCGGUAAAUCAUCAUGUCCAAUGCAAUAAAAACCGUAAUUAUAACGAGGUUUGAGACAGUAGUACCUUUGUAUCUCUAGUAUCUCUAUCCACAUUACCUUAUUCAUAGAGGCCGGUCAGCAAAAAUUAGACAGACGAGAAUAUAGUUCUAAACCACUUAAACAUAGCAUUGUUAAAUGUAUUUUAGUAUUUAAACGGUAGAUAUAGGCAUAUUUUUAUCCCCUAAACAUUUUUCAUCUGUUUGGAGUUCCUAGCUCAAAGUCUAGUGAUCCGAAAAUUAUAGGGAUCAAAACUUACCUUCACGAAAAUUUCAGCCAGAAAAAAGGCUCCCGAAAAUUCUAGGUGACCUUUUUAGGCAAAAAGAAUCCGUUAAAAAAAUGGGCAAUUAGACUACUUUUUAGAUGUUCGAAAAUCCCAGGAGAGGCACACAAGCAAGAAAUUUUACAACAAAUGAUCCGAAAAUUCUAAAUCUCAAAUCUUCUUCCGAACAGAUAUUUUCUGAAAAUUGACGUUUGGUGCCCCUGAGUAGAGCAUUUUUUCUCUUCAGAUAUCAACGAGUGCAAUUCUAACGUCCAUAACUGUGAUGUCAAUGCUUUCUGUAAUAACACUGAGGGAUCUUAUAACUGCACAUGCAGCCCUGGAUUCAAUGGAAAUGGAACAUUAUGCACUGGUAAAUCCUUCCCAAUUAAUGCCGAGGAAGCUCUCUGGUCCCCCAGAGAGUUUCCUCGAUCGUAAGUUACUAGGUGAUGUUGAUAUAUGGGCGUAAGGACGUGAAGAUCAAGAUCAAGAAGAUGAUCUUGAGUUGUGCCCAUAAACUAUUUUCGUUAUUUUUAGACGGUCUUAACUGCUAAGCUUACAUAGAAACAUUCACAAUGCCAUCGACAACAGAAAAGAAGGAAAAAAAUACAACGAUAGUCGAGACAUUAGAGUUACGUUCAUAAAUCGCAAACUUAUAUUAUGAUGGUGAAACGCAUAUGCGGCACACCCCUUCUAUGAGCUUAUUACAAAUGGCAAAAAUUUCUUUCAUUUCUUAAAAUGUGUGGUUAGUUUGUUCCGCCUAUUCGCUAUUGUCUUUCCUAAGUGAUAAAUUGCUUUGAUCUUGGCUUUAAAGACUUGUAUAAAAGGAUAUGUAUAUUAUUCAAUUUACACUUAUACAUAAACAACUUAACUGCCAGAAUCAGAUGACUGAGAAUGAAAAAAUCAUCUCCAAUUCUAUAAACUCCAAACGUGCAAAUUCGCCACACUUCCAUGACACUUCUUGUAAUUUUAGUAGAUCGGUGUCAAUUAAAUUUUUGCCUACGUUCCUCGUGCUCUCAUCAGUCUGUUUCUCGAUGUUUGGAACCCGUGAUGAAGAACUCCCCCUUUGAUUUUGACCUAUUACGUGAAACAUUCUUAAUUUGGAAUCAUACAGAUAUGGACGAGUGCAGCGGUGGAAAUCACACUUGUGACAGAGAUAGAGCUACCUGCACAAACACUAUUGGAUCAUACAAAUGUGCGUGCAAAGAUGGUUAUGAUAGAGAUGGAGAAACAUGCAUUGCGCCAGGUAAGCAGAGAUUAUUGUCUCGCAGCCGAAAAAAACUCGAUCGAUACCAAAAAAUUACACUUCUAUUUCCAUGGAUACAUUUGCGCCGAAAUGGGCUUGCGCGCGGCACAAAUUAGCACGUUUUCCCUCUAGAGACUUUCGUAUCACCCCCUGGGUAUUAAGCUUUGUAUCUAUAUGCCAUGCCAUCAUCAGAUCGCUCUCGUAUGUGUUCAUUCCUCAAGAUGUCUAUUCAGACUUGAGUUUUUUGCCCUUCCCUCCUCCCCUCAGAGGACAAAAUUCUGCGUCUGCUGCACUUCUUCUCAGACGCGGAAAUUACUUUCGCCCAUAUCUUAGUAUUCCCCACGUGUGCCAUAGAGUGCAGUAUAACUUUUGAAAAUUGUUUUACUUUUCAACGUAUAAGCAAGGCUUACACCAUGGGUGCGUGGUAACCCAGCUGUAAGACGCCAUACUGGAUUUGCUUACUUUAAGUUACCCUCUGCGUAAAGUUUAAAUUUAACCCGGUUCAUCAGUUAAUUUGGUGUGAGGCUUAUUGGUGAUAAAGUAAAACGUGAGAAAUAAAGUAUAUACUAAAAGUAAAACAAAAGAAAACCAAAUUGAAAACUGUCAUGAAUCAUGUUUUUUAAAGUUUCUUUAAUUAUUUUUGCCUAGAAUGUAAAAACUACACAACGUUGGAUCAAGGUAGUAGGAAAGCGACGUCUUCUGCAGGUACGUUUUGUGAUAGCAUCCUAUCUGGGUGGCAUCGUUUUAGUGGAUCAGCGGGGAAGAAAAUGGUAACGUGUUGUGUUGAAGAAAAUAAAUGCAGCAAACACCCUGGUUGGUUAAACGGCACACAUCCCACUGUGGCACAAGGUAAAGUCACCAGGCGGGCCUGUUUUCGCAAAACCUCAAACUGCUGUCAAUGGUCCAUGAAUAUUAAAGUUCGAAAUUGUGGGGACUACUUUGUUUAUUUGCUCAAUGGAACACCGCAAUCUAGAUGCAUACUACAAUACUGUACCAGGUGA
This is a messenger RNA of Porites evermanni, 3658 nucleotides long. The record is from the annotation of a GenBank genome assembly. Lineage: Eukaryota; Metazoa; Cnidaria; Anthozoa; Scleractinia; Poritidae.